UACUAAAUAAACAACUGUGUCGAUGAUGAUGAAAUAAAUGAGUUAACAAUUCUAUACAUAUUAAAUUAAACCGUCCAUUUUUCGGUGUCCAUUUUUCCGAUCUUUCGCUAUGAUUCCAAAAUUCGCAAAUUCUUCCCCAAUUUGAUUCUAUUAUUUUCGAUUUUCCGAUUCAAUUUCAGGUGAUCACGAAUCCUAGGGUUUCAGCUUUCAACUGCAGUUCGUUCUCCGCGCUCUCAACCUAAGCAAUGAAGACAGGAUCUUCUUUAAAUCCUUAUGCAGCAGCCUAUGUGCCACUCUUUAAAAGAGGCCCUGCUGAUCUAACCAAAGAGUUUGGUUCACCUCAAGAAUUUAACAGUGGAAAUGAGGCUGGUCAAAAAUUUGGAUAUCAUCCUGUAAAUCUGUUUCCACGAGGUCAGCAUCCAAAUGUUUAUCAAAGUCAUUCCCAGAGUCCUGGUGCUCCCCAAACUGCUGAAUAUCCUAAAUGGAAAGAUAAUCGCAGUAGUGAGUUUUUUGCUUCGACGUCACAGUACCCAGAAAAGCAAAGCUUUGAUGUAGACUCUGACAUGGACCUGGCUUACCUGCAAAUGAUCUUUCCUGGAAUAUCAGAUGAGUCUCUUUCUGAUGUCUAUCAAGCCAACAGAUGUGAUUUGGAUUCUGCAGUCGACAUGCUAAACCAACUUGAGGUCCAGCAUGAUGAUUCAACAGAUAAGCUUCCCGAUACACUGGACAUCGGCGAUGUGCCCGAUUCUGCGCCUGUCAAAGCACCACAGGGAGCAAAGAAUGCAACAGGUGGAGCUUCAACAUCUGCCUUGUCCGACCUUCCUGCUAAAAGCUAAUCUUCAUACAAAUUUGGAAUUUAGCAAUUUUGUGGGAUUUGUUUCUUUUUUUUUAUAUUCUGGAAUGUCGCUAUGAAUUUCUGAAUCGAUAAAAUCCAUUUUUUCUUCUUUGGUGUGCAUGCGUCUUCUUUGUACAAAUUGAACGCAAACUGUAUCAUAGCAUCAUUGAUUGUUCAAUCAGAUUCUGUUUCUUACGAGGA
This is a messenger RNA of Salvia splendens (bonfire salvia), 1036 nucleotides long. Its product is annotated as polyadenylate-binding protein-interacting protein 6-like. The coding region runs from base 246 to 836 and encodes 196 amino acids. The transcript is spliced from 3 exons. Gene Ontology annotation, molecular function: ubiquitin binding. Lineage: Eukaryota; Viridiplantae; Streptophyta; Magnoliopsida; Lamiales; Lamiaceae. The record is from RefSeq and is a predicted model, not a curated record.